This is a messenger RNA of Oreochromis aureus, 5886 nucleotides long. RefSeq names its product sodium/potassium transporting ATPase interacting 2 (gene nkain2). The record is from RefSeq and is a predicted model, not a curated record. Bases 1410 to 2036 code for a protein of 208 amino acids. The transcript has 7 exons. Gene Ontology annotation, biological process: regulation of sodium ion transport. Lineage: Eukaryota; Metazoa; Chordata; Actinopteri; Cichliformes; Cichlidae.
CACUUUUAUUUUGAAAAUCCCCACCGGAACAGCACCACUGUACCGAGGUGUUUGACUUGACAGAUGGCAGGCGGGAGACGCUCCUCUCUCGGCUGUCUCUCUCGGUCCGUUGGUCCAUCCCGGUUCCCAUUGUCUCCCCUGUUCACUCCUUGAAGACAACCCCGAGACGACCAACUAAACUUAGCCGUUUUUUUCCCGCUCACACCACCCACUAUGCUUUACGUUUGGAGACUUACCUCGACCUGAAAUUUUACCCCUUCCCUCUGUGUAUGAAAUUUGGGCAUGCUCUUCUGUUUUCUUGUUUUUGUUUUUUGUUUUUUAAAAAAAAAACAUUGUAUAAACGCAUUGGCAGUAACGGAGACAGCACCGACUGAAGCGACCAUCGACUGACGGGCUUGACAAGACGGCAGUUGUGUCAUGGAUCUGAUGGGGAGAUGAACCGAAGGAGGAGGAGGACUCAUUAGCCAAAAAGCGCCCCCCGAAAUCAGCUUCCAGCGGCUGUUGACACCUUACAACAUUUUUAUCAAUGACCGUUUUCUCACUGGAUAAAACACCACAGCUAUCGGAAGAUAUAAGACAGGUUUGGGACCCAAGUGUUGGAGAUUUGAAAUAAAUAAAUAUAUAAAUAAAUAAAACGCGGUGUUUGGUGAAGGAUGUUGCCGCUACAUGUCCGUUACUUCCCCUGAGAGGAGAGGAGCUCGCCUGUGUGAAAAGAGGCAGGGACCACUUUCACUUGUUUUCUCCACCCUACAACAAAUUAGGCUGUUUCACUCACACGAAUGCAAGUGGCUCUUAAUCGGAUUACUAAACGAGGGAUUUAAUCUGGAGGGGAAUACAUCCAUCUAAUCUCACCGUCUCCCUUUCCCCCCAGCCCAUCAGUGUCUUUAAGUGGCUGCUGCUUGUGUGCUGGACUGUGUCACUUCGAGUGUGUUCAUUGUGAUGAUGAUGGUGAUGAUGAUGAUGAUCGAGGUGAUCGCAGGUGAUGUCUGGACAAGUGCAAACUGUGUAGAAAUCACUGGAAAGUCGCUGUAAUCUCUGCUGGAUGAAUGAAUGAAGGCGCUUCGUUUGUGCCACAUGUGUUGAAAUGCAGCUGAUUUAGCAGGCUACGAAAGUGCCCUCAGUUGCUGAGGCUUGGAGAGGGUUUAUCUACAUAUCCAGCUCUGUGGACUUGAAUCAUCCCCCUCCCCAAAGGACGUACUGUUACGGGCUUAAGUAGUUGCCUUUCAUUCCCUUGAGCUCCAGAGAGUACGAGGGGAGCUGGUACCCUGUCCUCUGAGCCUGAGAAGGGAGUGCUUCUACCUGGGCUGGAGGCCAGCCAGACGGCCCUUUGGGAGCUUUUGGAUUUUGAAGGAGAGAUCUUGGGGAGUUUCUGCUCCACGUGGACCUCUAGAGAGAGCCAGGAGGACAUCAUGGGGUGCUGCAGUGGCAGGUGCACCUUGGCCUUCAUCUGUGGCAUGCAGCUGGUCAGUGUGCUGGAGCGCCAGGUGAUAGAUUUCCUGGGAUACCAGUGGGCUCCCAUCCUGACCAACUUCCUGCACAUCAUUGUUGUCAUCCUGGGCCUUUUUGGCACCAUUCAGUUCAGACCGAGAUAUGUCACUGGGUAUGCAGCCUGGCUCGUAGUUUGGAUGACUUGGAACGUUUUCAUCAUCUGCUUUUACCUGGAGGUUGGAGACCUGUCCAGAGACUCUGACCUUGUCUUGACAUUUAACCUGUCCAUGCACCGCUCCUGGUGGAUGGAGAAUGGCCCAGGAUGCAGGGUGACGCCCAUCACCCCUCCUCCCUCCUGGGCACCCGAGGACCACCGAUAUAUAUCUAUAUCUGGCUGUCUGAUGGAUUUUCAGUUCAUAGAGGUGGCUCAUUCCUCACUGCAGAUACUCCUGGCUUUGGUGGGGUUUAUCUACGCCUGUUACGUGGUCAAGCUUAUUUCUGAAGAGGAGGAUAGCUUUGAUUUUAUAGGAGGAUUCGACUCGUAUGGCUACCAGGGGCCUCAGAAGACCUCCCAUCUUCAACUACAACCCAUGUACAUGUCAAAAUAAACCCAGAAGCUACUCCAAGAGUGCUGCCUUACCAACGAUUCCUGCUUAAAAUCCUGUUUUUAUUACUCCCAACUGUCUUUUAAUAAACAACAGAGACACAGGCAAGUAGACAGGGAACAGAUGACUUUCUGCGAUUCAGCUCACAAAUCUCCCCCAAACACUUGGUCAGAUGGCUUCCCACUAGCCUGUCUCUCUGUCUGUCUGCCGGUUUCAGUGGAGUUCCUGAUGAAACAUUGGCCUCAUGUGGCUCAGUAACGUAACUGCAGGACAUUUGUGAUUCCUUCCUCAGACCUGGUCAGUAGCCAGUGACUUGCUUCUCCCUUGUGCUGCUGGGCGUCUGCUUUUCGAGGGAAACCGAAGGGAUGCAAAGAGGCCACGACUCGCCGGUCACGUGUUCCCACAAGCUUCCAAUGAGAACUCGUUCAAUUUUCCGCUGUCAAAAAAAACAAAAAACCCAUGUUUCAGGAGCGCUGGUUAAGUGUGUUGGUAUCUAACAGCUCUUGCGCCUCACCAAAGAGUUCAAAAACCAUCCCUGUGCACACGACAGAGCCUGUUUAACCGUCUCUGGAACUUUUUGCUCUUUGUGCCUGACUGAUUAACACUCGGAAAAGUCCAGCGAAGAAUCUCUGAACAUGACUACCGAUUAAGGAAUGUUAAACACCUUUUUAUUUUAUUUUAUUUGUUUAUUUGUUUUUUGGUGAAUUUCAGGAUCUGGUUUUCUAACGGUGAUGGCCAAGACGGCAGGAGUACACGUUUUACUCUGGCAAAAAAAUGUUGAAUGUUAUCCAACAGCGUUGAUUUUACACACCGUCCUCUCAUCUGUGCAUGCGUACAGGAAGCAGACGCAUUCACAGACAGGCGUUAAGUAAUGUACAUGUGAACGCAUGCAUGCACACACACACACAAGCUUAUAUCUUAGCACUUCACUUUUUUUUACUGCUAAUGUGAAUCUUAAUGUUUACAAUUGAAAGACUGAACACUUGACUGACUGACGCAGCAGGUAGAGAUGACCCACACUUCUUAGCUGCAGCAUCCCAAAGGUCGGGGUGUUUUCAGCCAUACAAGGAAAAAAAAAAAACAGCUGUGUCUCUUGCUGUAUAAAUAUUUCGUCUUCCACCCAAGACACAUACAGAGAGGGUAACAAAGACAGAAAUUGUCACAGGAGAGCGACAGGUUCCCAUCCGUCUCAGUCCUUGUGUAGACUACCCCAUAUCUGUCACGAACAAGCGAUUCUCUUUUUCUUAAUUAGACUCUUUUUUUUUUAAAGAAAGAAUGGCAAAUCACCCUUUUUUGCAAUAUCCAGCUCUUUUUAAUAAGAAUUCAAAAGCAGCCAAAAUCUUCUACAGGCAACACUUUAUAGAAAUGACAAUCACAGUCAGAGCAGCCUGUCGUGUCGUGAUUUGGCAUUUUUCUGUCAGUUCAGGGAGCUGGAUGUUAGAGAAGGAAACCUUCCCGAAAGAUGGUGGUGACCAUCACUGGAGAACAGGGAAGCCUUUAAAUGAUAUUCUUUGACACAUUAUUUGAUGUUUCGCCUUUGUGGUGAAUGAUAAAAGAUUGAAAGAAACAAAUGGGAAAAGCAAGGUUUGCCGUAUCCUUGCACACCCUCGCCAGCAGCCUAAUGAGGACAAUAAAACCAGAGAAAGACAUUUAGCAGUUCUCCUCUUUCACUUCAUUACUCCACUUUUAAUGCUGAAAGUGCCAACUGUACCAUCACAUAGACCUCUGUAGACCUUGGUUUCAGAGAGCCGCAGACUGGGACCAAUAAUAGUAGGUCUCAAGUUUACUUUGCAGGGUUUCCAUGAAAGAAAACUGAUAAAAGAUAUCACAAAUUAAAAUUAUAUUGGCAUUCCAGAUAGCCAGCAAGUUUUUUUGUCUCAUGUUUUAUUUUUAUUCAACUGAUUCCUUCUGGAAAUGUGACUGAUGUUGCAUUUGUAUUGUAAUCACUGGACCAAAUGUUUUGAGGCCUUCUUCUUUUACUGAGAAACUGUCUUUUUUUCUGGUGGGAAAAACACUGGCUUCUCACAAAAUAAGGAUGGACAAGGUCAGACUGUUUUCCUCAACAAAAUUCGUCUCAAAAUCCACCUUCCGCACCCCCUCGGCCAGUAUCUUCAGCAGUAUAUCUGUUUUGUAAUGAAACUCCAGAGGUUCCGAAUCGCUGCCCUGUGGGGCUCCGCCGACGGUCGCUCCGGAGGACAGAAACAGCAUUUUGUGUGUUUGCAUGAGGUGUUUCCCAAACUGUUGCAUAUUUAAUCUCAUGCUGCGUGUGACUAACUAGCUACUUAAAAAUGGGAACUGUUUGGUUGUUGAAUGCUCCUCAAAAGCUCCUCCAAGAGUCCUAAAUGUGAACUUUGUGGGUUUUUUUCUAUAAAUAACACAGUCUGAAAUGUCUGCUGAGUAAAGGGAGAAAAAUAGCUACUACGAUGUAAAACUAUGAAAUGUAACUUUGACCUUCUAGACGUUUUUUAUUCACAUGUGGCUGUGUUUACUGUUUUUUCUAGUUGACUAAUACUGUAUGAUGUUGUGUAUAAGUGGGACUACUAUGUUUUACUUCUUCUAACUGUAUAGUAUAUUUGAAAUCAGAGAGCGAAAGAGAGGACAAGGCGUGAGAGAGUAUUAGUUGCACUAUAGGCUGUAAUUGUUUAAUUAACUGGUCUGUUAGACCUCAAAAUUCACUUUCACUUCAACACAUAAUUAAAUUAACUAAUAUUCAUUUAUAUUUGAACUGUCGACCAAACACGUGCACAUGUGGCUUUCUGACAGAUUGGUUUGUUUUGCACAGUUCAAAUCGGGAAACUGUGAAAAUGUUCCAUUAUUGUGAAGCUUAAUUGAAAGAGAUGGUCAGUCGCAGCAUUAUGAAAUGACUUUAUUUGAACUGAAAGUGGAUUUUAUUUGUUAAUAAAUUUGUCUUUGACCACGCUGUGUAAUCAGUAAUCUAGAAAGUCCUAAUUUGGUACAUUUAACAAGCGAGAAAGGAUUUCAGAAAUAUAAUGUGACCCAAGUAUGUGUGUGUGCGCGUCUGUGUGUGUGUGAGACCACAUGUGGGACUGUGUACUGCAGUGCAUUGUUUUCUAUGUCAUGGUGAACUAUGCAGACUUGAACCCAGAACCUAACAAAAAGACAAUAAAAAAAACGCACGCUCUGCUCUAAAGCGCGGCGCCAAUUUAAGCUGAAGGAAGAGCUCGAUAAAGGUGAAAAAAACAGCAAUAACAACAGUAAUAAUACAUUUUUAAAGUAAUAAGGAAGACAACAGCUUCACUGUUUGUUAUUUAUCUUGAGAGCUGUUUGAGCCCAUUUAGACUUUGGAACAGUCAAUAGAGCUUUUGUGUGAUAAAAGAAAAAAAGAAUUUGUAGGAGAAGAACUGAGCCAAGCCAUUAUUGUGUUGAUCAGUGUAAAUAAACAUCCAAUCAAGCCAGUGUAAAACUCUUGACACUGCAAUAAAAAAGCUACAAGAUACUCUGUGUGGUAUGAGAUACCAGAUAGCUGAGUUCUCUUAGAUAAUUGAUUUAGGUGGAAAUCUGUGCUUUAAUUUAAUACAGCAUAAAUUCUGGAGGGAAAUUGGUUUGUUGGAACAGAUAAUCUUGUGUUAGACGAGCGUUUAGAGAAUGCAAUAAGACAUGAUCGUCAUAUAUUUAGCAACUAUUUUCACAGUACAUCUUUACGUAAAUGUGCACUUAAUGAAAGUGAGACGUCCAGUCUUUUCUCUGUGGCUCUGGGUUGAUUUGUUGAAGUUCACCACUGACUAGAAUGUACCAUGUAUGUACGUUAGCGCCUUCUCUUUAUAUGAUGGGUGUCCCACAGGUGACUGACUGUACAUAAACUAGACAGCUGGGAUUAAAGUAGAGUGUGGAG